Messenger RNA from Mangifera indica (mango), 580 nucleotides. RefSeq lists its product as uncharacterized. Bases 107 to 448 code for a protein of 113 amino acids. The record is from RefSeq and is a predicted model, not a curated record. Lineage: Eukaryota; Viridiplantae; Streptophyta; Magnoliopsida; Sapindales; Anacardiaceae. The transcript has a single exon.
CCCCUCACACACCCACCAAACCCAUUAAACCAAAGUCUUCAUUCCCUGUUUUGCUUCAAUAAUUCAAUUCCUUUCUUCUUCUUCUUCUUCUUCUUCUUCUUCUUUCAUGGAGGGGCUUAUUCCAAUGGUGUUCAAGGCCAUCAAGAAGAGCAAAAUUCGGAGUCAAUAUGAGUGUCUUUCUUCAGGAAAACCAGAUCAAAGUAAUUACAACAUAGCUGAUUUUUAUGUUACACAAAAUUCUGCGCAUUUCAAUGAACAUUCAAGUGAUUAUGCGAAGGUUGAGGAGAGCUCACAUCACCGGCGACACAAGUCAGUUGGAGAUUUUUAUGGCAAUGCUGGAGGAAUUCAUGAUGGUGGUGGCGGCGGUGGCAGUGGCGGUUCUCCUCAGGUGGCAAAGCAACUCGUGAGGUUUAGGAGCCAUAGAAUGUUUUCUUGUGUUAAAGGUUAAUUCUCGAAUUAAUAUGUGGUCUCAAAUUAAUGUUUUGAUUGGCUUAAUUUUGGUAUAUUAUAACUGGCAGUUUAAUUGUAAUUGUAUAUGGUCUCAAAUUAAUGUUUUGAAGCAAUCUUUUGUUUGGUUUAA